CUGGAAUGCAUGAAAAUCAGAAGGUGCCAAGUCUGGUGAGUAGGCCGGAUGUGACAAGAGGUCCCAAUAGAAAAUCAGAUUUAUUACUAAAGCUAUGUUUAUUUUUUUUGUUUUUUUUCAUUUUAAAAAAAAUUUCUUUUGAUGCUUUAUUUUAAUCGAAAAAGUACAAAUUUGUACAUGUGAUUGUCACAUAAAUAAAUAAACUAAAAAUGCCCUUUUUUUUCGCCCACGCUUCACCUCCUCUUUCCCCGUUUCCCUGGCCAAUAUGAGCUCUUCGUUUGAUAUAUAACCUAUUUUAUUCAAAGAGCUCUUCGAGCUUGGUCGAAUGAUACCAUUAUCGGUUAGAUUUGAUCAUUCUGUACAAGAUUAUGAAUCUCAAUCCAGUAAGGCAACUGGGCUAUAGCUAUUUCUCUCCAUUAGCUAGUGCAAAAGGUUAUUUAUUGCAAAGGGUUAUUUGGCGACUGAGAGCGAGC
This is a messenger RNA of Meloidogyne enterolobii, 473 nucleotides long. The record is from the annotation of a GenBank genome assembly. Lineage: Eukaryota; Metazoa; Nematoda; Chromadorea; Rhabditida; Meloidogynidae.